AUGCCUACCCCAAUAAACAUUGACCACAUAGAUACCCAGGAGCGCUGCGCGGGCUCAUCACACCCGCUCAAGGCCAGGCACCAUGCUCCGCCUCCGCAGAUCGUCGCGUCGCCCGGCGUGCGCGACUUUUUCGCCAGCCGGCACAAGUCGCAAGUGUCGUCUUUCCUCAAGCCAAACUCCUCCUUCAUUGGGUCCCAGCAGUCCGGCCGGUCCACGUUUGAGGUCCGCGUGGACCUGAAAGAGGUGGACCUCAAGAGAUCGUAUCUGUGCGGCUACUUCACGAUCCACGGCCUGACGGAGUCGCAUCCCGAGUUCACCACGUUCUUCAAAGGAGAGAUCAUCGGCCCGCAUCACUCGUUCUACACGGAGAACGAGGAGUGGGGGUCCAACAAACGCAACGACCUCCAGCAUUGGAGCAGGUUCCCGUCCUGGAGAAGUCUGGACUUCGACCAGGACAACGACCUUGCCAACAAACACAUCUACGACACCGCACUGAACAACGAGCAUCUCUACAUGAGGUGGAAGGAGAUUUUUCUCGUUCCGGACGCCAGCGUGAAGAGCAUCAUGGGGGCCUCUUUCGAAGGGUUCUACUACAUCUGUUUCAACCAGCUCACGGGCUCGAUCUCGGGGCUCUACUUCCACCAGUCGUCGGGCCAGUUCCAGCAAUUGGAGCUUGCACAUGUUCCCGACGGUGGGGUGUUGCCCUCGUUCAGUUUCGCAUAA
Molecule: messenger RNA, 723 nt
Organism: Ogataea angusta
Lineage: Eukaryota; Fungi; Ascomycota; Pichiomycetes; Pichiales; Pichiaceae
Exons: 1
Coding region: 1-723 (240 amino acids)
Biological process (GO): negative regulation of gluconeogenesis; proteasome-mediated ubiquitin-dependent protein catabolic process; protein targeting to vacuole
Cellular component (GO): GID complex; extrinsic component of membrane
Source: RefSeq, a predicted model, not a curated record